This is a messenger RNA of Alternaria hordeiaustralica, 858 nucleotides long. RefSeq lists its product as uncharacterized. The record is from RefSeq and is a predicted model, not a curated record. The transcript has 2 exons. Lineage: Eukaryota; Fungi; Ascomycota; Dothideomycetes; Pleosporales; Pleosporaceae. The coding region runs from base 1 to 858 and encodes 285 amino acids.
AUGGCAGACUACCAACCUCCAGCGCCAGCGCUACAGGAGCAGGAUCGCAAGGGCAAAGUUGCCAUUGUCACGGGAGCAUCAAAAGGCAUAGGCCGCGCUAUAUCGCUCUCCCUCGCAACCCGCGGCUGUUCCAUCCUAGGAACCUAUUCGUCUCCCCAAUCCGCCCACAUCUUCGACACUCUCUCAAGCACAAUUCGCAACCUCUACGCUGCCACCGAAAGCAAAGCUCCCACUAUACGGGGCGUAGCCGCAGACAUAACAUCUCUCUCCUCCGUCGACACUCUUCUCAAAGCCCUAGCAACCCACUUCCCGGGUCAGAGUCUAAGCAUACUCGUUCUCAACGCAUCGCAUAAUACGCGACCUAGACUGGGCAGCGCAAGCGAAGAUGAUAUCACCAACUCUUUGAUGGGGAAUUUGCACUGGCCCAUCGUGCUCAUGGAGAAACUGGUCCGACAAAGUCUUUUCACGCCACAUAGCCGCGUCGUAGUCAUAUCUUCCGACCGCGUACGAGACCCAUCUCCCGGAUCCGGUUUAUUCAAUGCAACACGUACAGCCAUGGAGUCGCUGGUACGCUCGUGGGCCAUCGAGUUGCCGCACAGCUUUCCAGGCACAACGGUGAAUGCUGUGUCUGUUGGGCUGACGGACACACCUGGACUACGCGCCUUUCCAGCCGAAGCCGUGCAGGCGUUGAAGGAGCAGAGGUUGCCUAAGGUGAAGGUUGUUGAGGGAGGAAGAAUGGGUCAGGCGGAGGAUGUGGCGGAUGUUGUGGAUUUCCUGAUUAGUGAGAAGAGUAGGUGGGUUACUGGGAGUGUGGUUGCGGCGAAUGGAGGGGCUGAGUGGGUUGGUGGGAGUUCGUAG